Messenger RNA from Anolis sagrei ordinatus, 3641 nucleotides. RefSeq names its product caseinolytic mitochondrial matrix peptidase chaperone subunit X (gene CLPX). Gene Ontology annotation, cellular component: mitochondrial matrix. NCBI's taxonomy places the organism in Eukaryota, Metazoa, Chordata, Lepidosauria, Squamata, Anolidae. Gene Ontology annotation, molecular function: protein dimerization activity; zinc ion binding; ATP binding. The record is from RefSeq and is a predicted model, not a curated record.
CUCGGGCUUCUGAGGUGGGAAGAACGACGGCGCCAAGAUGGCGGCCUGCGGUUCCUGCGCGGCGGCGGCGCGGCUCCUCAGCGCGUCCCUCCCUUCGGCGCGAAGAGGUAUUACGUGUGGCCGUUCUUGUUUUCCAGUUUUAGGAAUAAUUGGGACUUUUGAAACUCAGUCUCUAAGGACUGUUCCCUUUAGAACUUUUUCAGAAACACCGACAUACUUUGCUUCAAAGGAUGGUGCAAGUAAAGAUGGUUCAGGAGAUGGCACUAAGAAAACGGCUGGUGAAGGCAAUAGUAAAAAGUCUGGUGCUGGAAGCUCUGGGAAAGGUGGAAACCAGCUGCGUUGCCCAAAGUGUGGUGACUUAUGCACACACGUCGAGACCUUUGUGUCCUCUACUCGCUUUGUGAAAUGUGAAAAAUGCCACCACUUCUUUGUGGUGUUAUCAGAAGCGGACUCCAAGAAGAGCAUCAUUAAAGAACCAGAGUCCGCAGCGGAAGCUGUGAAGUUGGCCUUCCAGCAGAAGCCACCACCUCCACCGAAAAAAAUUUAUAACUACCUCGACAAGUACGUAGUUGGCCAGUGUUUUGCCAAGAAGGUGCUUUCGGUUGCUGUGUACAAUCAUUAUAAGAGAAUCUAUAACAAUAUUCCUGCCACUCUGAGACAGCAAGCUGAAGUGGAAAAGCAGACUUCCAUAACGCCAAGAGACUUAGAAAUAAGAAGACGGGAGGAUGAGUACAGAUUUACAAAGCUGCUCCAGAUCGCUGGCAUCAGCCCCCAUGGCAAUGCUUUGGGAGCGUCGGUCCAACAACAAGUGAAUCAACAGAUGCCCCAGGAAAAGCGAGGAGGGGAAGUGCUAGAUUCAACCCACGACGACAUCAAGCUUGAGAAAAGUAAUAUUUUGCUGCUUGGACCAACGGGCUCAGGUAAAACUCUGCUGGCUCAGACUCUGGCGAAAUGCCUGGAUGUCCCCUUUGCAAUCUGUGAUUGUACUACUCUGACUCAAGCUGGUUACGUGGGUGAAGACAUUGAAUCGGUCAUUGCAAAACUGCUUCAGGAUGCAAACUACAACGUCGAAAAAGCCCAACAAGGAAUUGUAUUCUUGGAUGAGGUGGAUAAGAUUGGCAGCGUGCCCGGCAUCCACCAGUUACGGGACGUGGGAGGAGAAGGCGUUCAGCAAGGCUUAUUAAAGUUACUGGAAGGAACCAUAGUGAAUGUUCCAGAAAAGAAUUCCCGCAAGUUGCGUGGGGAGACUGUGCAGGUGGAUACAACCAACAUCCUCUUCGUAGCGUCUGGUGCUUUCAAUGGCCUGGAUAGGAUCAUCAGCAGGAGGAAAAAUGAAAAAUACCUCGGCUUUGGGACGCCGUCCAAUCUGGGGAAAGGCCGUCGAGCUGCUGCUGCCGCCGAUCUGGCCAACCUCAGCAGCGAGACCAACACACAGCAAGACAUGGAAGAAAAAGACCGCCUGCUGCGGCACGUGGAGGCCCGGGACCUGAUUGAGUUUGGCAUGAUCCCAGAGUUUGUGGGGCGCCUGCCGGUGGUGGUCCCCCUGCACAGCCUCGACGAGAAGACGCUGGUGCGGAUCCUGACGGAGCCCCGGAACGCUGUGAUCCCCCAAUACCAGGCCCUGUUCAGCAUGGACAAGUGUGAAUUGAACGUAACGGAGGAUGCUCUAAAGGCUAUUGCUAGGUUGGCUCUAGACCGCAAAACUGGCGCAAGAGGCCUUCGAUCUAUAAUGGAAAAGUUACUACUGGAACCCAUGUUUGAAGUCCCCAAUUCUGAUAUUGUAUGUGUGGAAGUCGACAAAGAGGUUGUGGAAGGGAAAAAGGACCCUGGAUACGUCAGGGCUCCAGCAAAAGAUUCUGCAGAAGAAGACUACGACUCGGGAGUGGAAGAGGAAAGCUGGGCUCGCCAAGCCGACGCCGCAAACAAUUAAAACCCUGUCGGAACGUCCUGCAGGAAACGCACUUAAAUGUUUUUGUUUGAUUCUUUAACAUUGGAUCUCUCCCGAAUACAGUACAUGGUCAGGAAAACCCUUGAUAAUGCUAACGGGAAACCGAUCAUGUCUUUCUUGUAACAUCACAUUGAUUUGCCCCCCUCCUGUGGACACUCGGACGUCGGCGUUGUAAUAUUCAGAAAUGAAUUGUGUACUAGUUUUUUUAAAAAAACAAACACACAAGAUAUUUUCUUUAUUUUUUUUCCUGCUGAGCCAAAAUGCCAGUGGGUUUCGGGGGACAUCGGAUCAACCCUUUCUCCCCUUCCCCUUGGCUAUCUACAAAGCGGAACAUUGGAGACUUUCCCCCCUUUUUAGGCGCACUGCAGAGAUAGAGCACUUAGCACAUUAGAUGUGUGUUUGUAACCUGCAAAACGUUCCUCCUCCAUUAUAUUUGAUUGCAACAGGUCUCCGUUGGGGAAUUUCUCAGCCUCGGUCAACUUUGGAUUUGGAAUAGACCCUUCAGAUAGCAAGGACAUAUUAAUGCAGCCAGUUAGAUUUGGUUAGGUACCAAUAGUCUUUGAGAAUGAUGAAAUCCAGUUUGGGAUGCUGUUGAACUUCGCUGUUCAAUGUGACAAAAUUCUGAUUGCCUUCCUAGCAUAAAACAGGGAGUAAUGGGAACUUUCUAUCCAAAGAUGGUGCCAGAGCUGUAAACGGAGCAAAAGUAAAUAUGGGGAGGGUCUUUGGGAAAGAUCUUAGGCUUUGCUGAAGUCGUCUUCUUCUUUUUUGCACUUGGAGACUUGAAAGUCCUUCCGUUCUACCCAAGCAUUUUCAGUUCUAGAACGGAGUGCAACUGUCCUUCCUCAGUGCUGUACUUGAGAACUUUGGCCCUUCAAAUCGGUCCUUGGAAGCUAACAUAUAUAUAAAUAUACAAAGCUAUUUUUUGGGGGGGGGGGGCUCUUUUUCAGUUUGAAUAUCAUAAAAUCACUCUUCUGUUUGAAACGCAGUGGGUGCUAGAGGGACGCUGUUACAUUUAUUAUGGAAACUGGGUGUCGGAGGCUUAAGGCAAGGACAGUGAUUUCAGGUUUGCCAGCUCUAUAAGCAAGCGGAGCUGUGCUCUUUAAUUACGACCCGAUUUUAGAGCAUUUUUGCACCACUUUCCUAAAACAGUGCAUUGAAUAAUUGGGUAUAAUACCAAAGGUUUCUCUUUAAUUAUAUGUAGGUUUGGAAGAAGAAAAAACAUGGGUGUUAGGAGAACAGGUGAACCCAGAACUCGCCACACCUUUCUCUGUGGAGAUAAAGGUCUACAGAAAGGAACAAGACCUUAAGAUAUCUAAAUACCAAUAUUUUAAUAUAGUACUUUUUACUGAAUGUACUGGAAACCCUCCUGCAUCAAUUUUUUGGUGCCAGAUAUUUUUUCCCCCCAGGAGACCUUCUUAUAACAUUAAGAAGUCCAAGAAAGUUAACAUAUAAUUGUAGAAUACUUUUUUUCCCUGUGUCAUCGCUUGUCAGCGUUUGCACAAAAUCCUAAUUUAAGUUAUACGAUUUAGACACCGGACCCUGCAUAUCGUUCAUUUUAAAUCUUUUAGCGAAGCAAAGAUUGCUUUGUUUUACAAAUCCUCUGAUCCUUUAGUACAGUAUUUGUAAAAAAAAACAGAAACAAAAAGGACUUGUAUGUUUUUGAUUUCCGAAAUUAAACUCUGUACAUAAAAUA